Molecule: messenger RNA, 2481 nt
Organism: Lichtheimia ornata
Lineage: Eukaryota; Fungi; Mucoromycota; Mucoromycetes; Mucorales; Lichtheimiaceae
Exons: 9
Coding region: 1-2481 (826 amino acids)
Molecular function (GO): guanyl-nucleotide exchange factor activity
Source: RefSeq, a predicted model, not a curated record
AUGCAGCUACCACAAUCACGUCCUGGUCAAGUAGUCUUUGAUGGAGAGCAAGCCAUGAUAGCGUUACGACGAGUGUUGCCUUACACAGGAUACACCGAUGAUCAUUGUGCCACCGUAGCUGAUGCACUGAUGCAAUGCAAACCGACACCACUCUUUUCAAUGAUUCAUCACGGUCAUGGAAGCAUUCCUUUCGACCACAAUCAAUCGUUCAUUGGCUCCUCACAAAUCAAGUAUCGCUUACGGCAUGAUUCCACAAUCACCAGCCCAUUGGCAUCUGGCAUAUUGAGUAGCUUGCUGCCAUGCUAUGUGCCUGGAUGCACCCUUGGUUCGCUCAGCUGCUAUUCCCCACGUUGUCCAAAUAGGCCUUCCAACAUCCUGAAAGAACUUAUGCUCAUGCCACCAAUAGCUUUUUCUGAUCGCCCACUUUCAGUAUUUGAUGAUGGUAGCCAGAUUGAAAGCAGGAGUAGCGUUGAUGUUGAAAUUAUCGAUUAUCCUCAAGUGAAUGAGCAAGCACGCCAAGAUGCAAUCCUCGCCUUUAUCCAAUGUGAACGAACGCAUCGCAAGAUAAUGGAUUGGUUACACCAUGAUAUUGUGGAGACGAUUCGCUCAUCUGAUGAUGUUAUCCUUGGUGGCCGGCGUGACGCUUUUAUCGGCUAUGUCUUUUACAACUAUAAGGAUCUUCGUUCUCAAAGUCGACAUUUUUACUCUGAUCUUUAUUGGCGAUGGACACAUUAUCACACAAAGCAGCAAAAGCCCGUUCCUAUGAUAGCGGAUAUCAUGUUGAAUCACCUCACUUUGCUUGAAUCACAUAUCAAGGAAUACAUCCCACGCAUCCCUAUUGCCAGGAACAUUAUGGAUCACGAGUUACAAUGCAAUGAGAAAUUGACUACCCUCCUCACCUACUUGGAAACCAGCGAUAUGGCAAGACGAAUGAUGCCUCGAAGGAACAACAUCGAUGUCACGUGCACCAACAUUGUGCUUGAAUGCUUGUCCCAUCCUCAACGGCAACUCUUGUUAUACUCAGAGCACAUUCAGCGACUACAACAAGUGACCAGCCCAGCCCACCCUGAUUAUGCGUUCCUCAACCUAUGCGCCCAGAUCGUUAACCGGAUUGAACAUGAGUCGAUGCAAGCUAUGAAGGAAACCAUUGAGCGAGUGUCUGUAUUAUGGCUACAUGAUUCGUUGGUGUGUACAGAACCUGGCGAAUUUUAUGAUCUACAAUUGACAAAUCCAGAACGGCGCAUACUGUGGGAAAGCAAAUUGUUACCAUCUGCAUCAUCAACAGGGACAAGCAGCAAGAGACCCAUCCACAUUUACAUACUUGAUCAUGUGGUGCUCAUCACAAAGUGUGGUAUAGGUGAUAAUGCCACUUUACAUGAGAUAUGCGGACAACCCAUUCCACUGCCAAUGUUGCAAGUGAUUGAUUCAACACCCACUAAACGCCAUGGAUUGUUCCGUAUGCACAAUCAUCACAACAACCACACGUCGACAUUGACAUUUGUCCACACUGCUCGCGGCGAUGAGUGGUCUUUUGCUUGUGAAAAGCAUGUAAAGGAUCGAUGCCUGCAGGCUGUUCAUGACGCACAAAAGAUAUGGAAAAGGAAAAGACAUCUAAUUCAUCUUCGGCCAAUUGAUAUUUCAUCGUUUCGGAUAUCACAACCUGAAGAUAGCAAUGGCUAUGAUAAAGUACAUUGCACGGUGCCAGUUGGAGAUCGUAUCUUGAUCGGCACGGAUACUGGUGUCUACAUGAAGGCAUUAGAGGAUACCCAUGUCAAUUUGCUAUUCUCAAGCGAUUCCCCUAUCGAGCAAUUGAAUGUCCUUUAUUCAGCCAACAUGCUUAUUGUGAGAACGGCUGGAAUGCAACCGAGUGAUGAAUUACGUGAUCGUUCGUAUCGUAGCCGAUUUACUCUCUUUAGCCCUCCUUCAUUUGGAUACCAUUCUCCGAUGAAAAGCAUGUUUCAGCCUUGCCCCAAUAUUCAGGAUAUGGAUGCUACCGGUGUUAGGCAUGUUGGAUUUGUGGAUGAGCGUCUUUUGCUUGUAUGCGAUCAUGAUUUUGUGGUUAUCGAUAUACACACUGGGAUGGGUCAGCGUUUUCCAAUGCAACGUGAACCUGGUAAACCUCUAGCCAUGUGGUAUUUGAGUGACACACGAAUCCUCCUCUGCUAUGAUCAUGGCGCUUUCUUUGUCAACGAAAAUGGCGAUGACUUUACAAGUUUGACCAACAACAGCAGUAGACAGUUAUUAUUCAAAUGGGAAUCCAGGCCUGAGCAUGUGGUGCGUUUUCAUGAUUACAUUGUUGGGUUUUCGACAUCAUUCAUUGAGAUACGCGAAAUAUUUACGGGAGAUUUGGUACAAGUUGAAGCAGCAAGUAGAUGUAAACUCACUUUCCAUGAUGGCUCAACAAUUCAAGCUUGCACUAUUAGCAACAAGUAUCCUGAUCGACAGUUUUUAUUUCAGCUAGAGCUUAUACGAGAAAAUUAA